Ooceraea biroi (clonal raider ant) is the source of this 2097-nucleotide messenger RNA. RefSeq names its product conserved oligomeric Golgi complex subunit 6 (gene Cog6). Gene Ontology annotation, biological process: intra-Golgi vesicle-mediated transport. Gene Ontology annotation, cellular component: COG complex. Lineage: Eukaryota; Metazoa; Arthropoda; Insecta; Hymenoptera; Formicidae. The record is from RefSeq and is a predicted model, not a curated record.
CCAAGCCAACCGUUUGUUCGGUUGGCUGUCGUGGCACCCGUUGACACUUGCGAACGAUGUUGGUUAUGUGCUAUCCUGACAGACUUCAAAGUCUGAGCCCGCGAUGAGCGAGAAAAACAUCAACUCCGCUUUAGUGCGGAGAGUCAAUAAAUUGCUGGAGUCUAGGGUGGAGCAUGACAAAGACACGUUGGAAGCUUUGAAGGAGUUGUCGACCUUCUUCACCGAGAACACCUUGAACUCCCGUCGAAACUUGCGCAGCAAAAUAGAGAGGAGAAGUCUGACGAUAAAUGAAGAGUUUCUCGCUGCUUUCAAGCAAGUGAAGGCUUCGCUGGAUGACGUCUAUCAGGACGUCCUGGCGAUGAACACGGCCGUGCAGUCCAUGACCAACCGCUUGCAAGCUACGAAAGCGCAGACGUCACAGCUCUUGGAACAGACAACGAAGCUUCAGAAUGAGAGUCAAGCAUUAUCCAUGCAACAGGAAGUAGCGAGAGCGUUUAUCAAAAACUUCCAGCUGUCUUCAUCCGAACUGACUGUCCUGCAUGGAUCAACUAGGGAAUCGCCCAUAACGGAAGAAUUUUUCUCAGUGAUCAACAAAGUACAGGAUAUUCAUGGCAAAUGCCGGGUGCUGAUGCAAUCUGGUUAUCAGACAUUGGCUUUGGACGUGAUGCAAAGGAUGACACUACUGCAAGAAGCCGCGCUGGAGAGGUUGUAUCGGUGGACGCAGACUCAGUGUAAAAAUAUAGAGAAUGACCGUCUCGCGCCACUGCUCAUCAAGGCCACAAGUAAAUUGCAGGAUAGGCCAGUGUUGUUCAAAUAUAUCCUAGACGAGUAUUGUGCGGCUAGGAAGACCGCCCUGGUAGGAUCUUUCAUAGAUGCGCUAACGUUAGGAGAGGGUUUCGGAACGCCGAAUUCUAUCGAAAUGCACGCCAACGAUCCCAAGCGAUACGUUGGCGACAUGCUCGCGUGGCUGCAUCAAGCGGUGCCCGUCGAGAAGGAGAACAUUCUCACUUUGGUGAAAGACUGUGAUAAGACAGAUGUGUCGGAUCAGGUGAAACAGGCGUUGAGUAACAUCACGGAAGGAUUGUGUCAUCCGUUGAAAUCAAGAAUAGAGCACGUCAUAUCUACGGAAGCGCCGGCAACGGUAUUGUAUUCCGUGACGACUCUAAUCAGGUUUUACCGUGCCAUCACCCAGCAAGUCAUACCCGACAGCGUCCUGGAUCAAACCUUAUUGGAUUUACUAGCCCUGAGCGAGAAGAGUUUCCUCAGCCGACUGCAGAGGGAGACGAGGAUCGCUCUUGGGGAACGCGCGGAGCCACCCGGAAGCGAUCUGGUGCCUGCUCCAUCUGUCUCUAGACUAUUGUCACUCUUGAACGAGAUACUGUCCGUCGCCAGCAUAGCCGAAGACAGGGAGAAGGAUAUGUUGCAGAUAGUGUCGUGUAUCAUCGAUCCAUUACUGCAAGAAGUCAACGAGACGGCAUCCCGACUGCCGACUGUGGACAUGGCGGUCUACCUUCUCAAUUGCAUGCAUCAGAUACAGUCGACAUUAGCAUUAUACGAGUAUAUGGAUCAGAGAUUAGAAAGGUUACAGGCACAAUCGGACGCGCAAAUCGACACGCUCACGUCGGAGCAAGCUAGCUCGUUGGUCGCGCAUUUAAAUCUAGGCCCGAUUUACACCAUUCUGCAAGGACGCGAGCAAGGGCCGCUCUCAUCCAUUCCCGGCAUGGACGCCCUCAGCGUGAAGGAGUUUACAAAUAAAUUGGAGGCGUUUUUGGUGAUGCCAGAUGUGCUGCUAUUGCCGCAAAUAGGUUUGCUGCAAAGCAACAACCAUCGCACUGUCACGCAGAAGCGAUCGUUCGAAGUGAUUAGCGCUAUAUACAAGCAGUUGUACGACGCCUGCUACGAUCCAAAAAAUUUGUAUCAAAAUCCCAGCGGCCUCUUUUCCAGGACACCUGAAGAACUUUUGCAGAUGUUAAUUUCCCAAUAAUUAGGUAUUUGUAUAAGAUCUGCAUUAUAGGCGUCAUAUAUUAUGGUUUUAUAUAUAUACACACACACACACACACAUAAUGUACAUAACUAUAAUAAAAAAUACUGAAACGA